Messenger RNA from Cydia amplana, 2004 nucleotides. Its product is annotated as OTU domain-containing protein 7B-like. Bases 238 to 2004 code for a protein of 588 amino acids. Gene Ontology annotation, cellular component: nucleus; cytoplasm. The transcript has 9 exons. Gene Ontology annotation, biological process: protein K48-linked deubiquitination; protein K63-linked deubiquitination; protein K11-linked deubiquitination. The record is from RefSeq and is a predicted model, not a curated record. NCBI's taxonomy places the organism in Eukaryota, Metazoa, Arthropoda, Insecta, Lepidoptera, Tortricidae. Gene Ontology annotation, molecular function: zinc ion binding; K63-linked polyubiquitin modification-dependent protein binding; DNA binding.
CACCGACAUCACUAUUAUACCUGUCCCUUUCUUGCACUUCCGUCAAUCAUCUGUUUAGUCUAUAGUUUUUCACAAGUGUCGCGCUGUGUAGAAAGUGGACUAUUUGUAAAUAUUGUAUAAUUGUAAAUAAUCCGUGUUUCAUGUUUUCAAAUUAUUAAUUUACAUAUAUAAUUGUUCCUGUGAGUGCUUAAUGGAUGUGAAGGUGAUAUAAAGCUGAUAAACUACGGUGAAAUCGCAAUGGUGAUGGAAGCCGAUCCAAUUCCUGAAAAACACACGGACGAACGCGUCCUACCGCCGCUGAAACCCCGCGCGGGCGGCGACGUCAACGUCAUCCCGGAGCGUUCAGUCAGCUCUCUGGACCUCAUGUCGUACUCCACGCCUUCAAACCUAGUUCUCACACCUGCUCCGGAAUGCCGCAAGCUGUCCCGUGGCAUAUCCCGAGCGACAGAUAAUGAGGGUCUGGUUUGGGCGCUCCGCAGCAACACAGAGCCUGACCUGCAGACCCUGAGCUCCGAACACAUAUUGCUGCUGCCAGACAUAUCUAUAUAUCCACCGGAGUUCAGAACAUUUAUCGAAAAGGACCUCCUCGAGACCGCCACACUACACACAUUAGAGUCUUCCUGUAUACUCAACUGGUGGAGGCAAGGGCGCGUCCCCGGUGCCCCUAGACUUUUACCACUAGCUACGUCAGGAGAUGGGAACUGCCUGCCUCAUGCGGCGUCAUUGGCAGCAUAUGGAUUCCAUGAUAGACUGUUGGCGUUAAGGACGAAAGUCCAAGCGUUGCUGUGUGGGGAAGGCGGAGAUGCGCUCACAAACGCCAUAAAGCGUCGCUGGCGCUGGUCCGAGAGCCUCUCCCUCCGCAGCGCCGGCCUCACCCCCUCCGAGGCCGAGUGGGAGCGCGAGUGGCAGGACGCCGUGCGCGCCGCCUCCGCGCAACCACGCCCCAAGCCCGCUCCUAGCGCGGCCCCGCAUUAUGAUGGCCUGGAGCAACUGCAUGUGUUUGCACUGGCACAUGUUAUGAGGAGACCUGUUAUAGUGUUUGCUGAUGUCGCUUUAAGGGAUUUCCGUGGCGACCCAGUAGCCCCCAUCCCGUUCGGUGGCAUCUACCUCCCGCUCGAACUCGAACCAGCAGCGUGCAGCAAAGCACCCAUAUUGCUGGCCUACGACGCGGGCCAUUUUUCGGCGUUGGUUCCCUGCGAGCCAUUACCCACCGACGGGGCCAGAGUGCCACUUGAAGACAGCACGGGGACCGCGAUGCCUAUCAGAUUCAAUGUCGACCCCGGCGAAGAUUUCCGAUGGGACACCGAACCGGACCAGAAAACCAUAAACAACCUCCUUCCGGACGAAUACCAGCGUUCCGCCAUGAUGGCGGCCUACCUCGACCUAGAACGUGUCGAAUGCCUCUCCCAAAAUCCUCCGCCGGAAGAAUUAAGAAGAUCACUAGACGCACUAUCAACAAAAAGCUCAAAACAGUUGAAUUCCGUGGCUAAACAGUUCGGGAGUAUAGGACGUUCUAUGAGUAGUAAAUUGAAGAAGAAUUUCGGUUCGAUGGCGAAAUUAACGGGGAAAAGUCAGAGUAAUCCGGAGGAGGGGUUGAUGAGGAGGCAGAGUACGUGUGAGGUGUUGUGCUGCAGGGUUCUUGCGGCUAGGGCUCCCGUGCAAGAGGAGAUGGUGAAGAAUUAUCUUAAUGAGACUUGGAUUAGCUUCACGGCGGAGAAGAACCGCCGCGCCCAGCCUGCGUCCCCCCCCUCCUCGGGUCCGCGCUACGGCACGGGGCGCUCGCAGUUCUACGCGGACGCGGGCGCGCCCUCGCACCAGCUCGCACGGACCCUGUCCAACAAGCCCGCCAAGCCCGCGGACCGGACCCUUUACCUCUCCAGGUCCACGUUCUACGACGACCGCCCGCCCGAGCCGAAGCCCUGCAGGGCGCCGCUGUGCAUGUACUACGGGAGCCCCGAGAACAAUGAUUACUGCUCGAGGUGCUCGAGACUGCAGUAUGAUUGA